AUGACACAGGAUUCGAGGACAGAAAUAACGAAAGGCGGGAAAGACCGUGUGAACCAAUGCUCCGAGCUCAUGGCAGCGGCGUUCCUAGAUGAUCCAAUUUACAACUGGUUUUUAUAUACAACGCCUGACCACAAAUAUCAGGCGCAUCUUCUGGCCAUGAUACAUGCUGUUGUGAAGGUCACGACAAUUGCGCAUGGUUACAUCACAGAGGCGGGCGGUUGGGGUUCGAGCGCCGCAUUUUGUCCGCCAGGAUACUCACCGGACGGGGUGGUUACUAUCCUUCAGGCUAGAUUGAUACCUACUGUGAUCAAACUGGGGUUUUCGCCCUGCAAACGCAUCCUCGUUGAAUUGUCCAGUGCUGUCGAGAGAACGAAAGCUAAGUGCCUGACUAGGGAGGAAAAGAAGAAAGGUUUCUGGUACGUGGCAAUCAUGGGUACAUCACCGCAACGACGACGGCAGGGUCUUGCAGGCAAGCUCAUCCAAGACAUGCAAUCUAGGGCGGAAGGUGAUGGCUGCCCGAUUUGGUUAGAAUCCACUACACCAGAGUCGAAACGACUUUACUCCAAACAUGGAUUCAAGGCGGUAGAGGGGAUCAACUUAGGCAAGGGCAAUGUUGAUGUAAAUGGACGAGCCAAAGCGGGAGGGGAGGGUAUUACUAUCUGGGGGAUGCUCUGGCGUCCUAGAAGACCCGAACAAAUAAUAUAA
This is a messenger RNA of Truncatella angustata, 705 nucleotides long. RefSeq lists its product as uncharacterized. The coding region runs from base 1 to 705 and encodes 234 amino acids. The transcript has 3 exons. NCBI's taxonomy places the organism in Eukaryota, Fungi, Ascomycota, Sordariomycetes, Amphisphaeriales, Sporocadaceae. The record is from RefSeq and is a predicted model, not a curated record. Gene Ontology annotation, molecular function: acyltransferase activity, transferring groups other than amino-acyl groups.